AUGCUGCAGACGAUUUACGAGGGCGAGUCAAGUUUCUCCACAACAGACAGCCGCGUUGGAGCCCAGCCGCUCCCUACCCAGAGCAGGAUGCACAACGUGAACAGCUCAGUGGAGAUUAAGUCAGACAUACCUCUGGCUGUGGAACCCUUAUCACCAUUGGACCUGCGCACAGACCUGAGGAUGCUGGGGCCAGGUUCUGACCCGGGACUGUGGGAGCGUCAGCUGCAGCAGGAACUGCUGCUCAUCCAGAAGCAGCAGCAGAUCCAAAAGCAGCUACUCAUCAGCGAGUUCCAGAAGCAGCAUGAGAAGUUGACCCGUCAGCACCAGGCUCAACUCCAAGAACACCUGAAGCUGCAGCAAGAGCUCCAGGCGAUGAAACAACAGCAGGAACUUGCAGAGAAGGAGCGCCGUCUAGAGCAGCAGCAGAACCAGCAGCACCAACAGAACCAGCUGGAAAAAGAGCAGGAGCGCCAUCGGCGGGAGCUACACAUCUCCAGCUUGAGCCUCAGGGCCAAAGAGCGCUCCAGAGAGAGUGCAGUGGCCAGUACAGAGGUGAAGCAGAAACUCCAAGACUUUCUGUUGAGCAAAUCAGCAAAGGACCCAGCCAGCAAUGGUGUCAAUCAUUCAUUCAUCCAUCACCCAAAGCUCUGGUACAGGUCCUCCCAUCAUACCUCUCUGGACCAAAGCUCUCCACCUCUGGGUGGCAUGUCCCCUACCUGCCACUACACACUGCCAUCCCCCGUUGACGGCAAGGACGACUUCCCCUUGAGGAAGACAGCCUCUGAGCCCAAUCUAAAAGUGCGGUCCAGACUGAAACAGAAAGUAGCUGAGAGACGGAGUAGCCCCAUGCUCAAAAGAAAAGAUGGCAACCUUGUGACACCUUACAAGAAGAGGGCUCUGGAGCUUAUGGACUCCACGCCCACCAAUAGUGCACCUGGCUCGGGCCCCAGCUCCCCCAUUGGGGCCUCCAGUGCCUUGGGGGCAGAAAAUGGACCCUCCUCUUUGCCAACUACUACAAAAACUGAGCGAUGGCCUUCACAGCCAAGACUAUUUCGGCCCGAAAGCUCCAUGUCUGUGUUGAGUUUAUACACGUCCCCAUCCCUACCAAAUAUAUCUUUUGGGCUUCCGACUGCAUCGUCACCCAUUAGCGCGGCUUUGGGCUUGAAGGACCGGUCAAUAGAGAGCAAACAUGGUCUGCCAGGACAUCUCCUUCAGAAUGGUCUCGAGUCCAAAGUCAGCUCCAGUCACCAGGCUCUCCUCCAACACCUCCUCCAGAAGGAGCAGAUGAGGCAGCAAAAAAUGCUUUCCACUGGUGCGGGUUCCUUGCCAUCCCAUCCACCAUCUCCUCUGACCAUUAAAGAUCACCCAUCCAGCAGUCGCCCGAAACUACCCAAACACCGGCCCUUGAAUAGGACCCAGUCAGCCCCUCUGCCCCAGAACACCCUGGCCCAACUUGUCAUCCAGCAGCAACACCAGCACUUCCUUGAGAAACAGAAACUAUAUCAACACCAGGUCCAUAUAAAUAAGCUGCUAUCCAAGUCCAUUGAGCAGUUGCGUCAACCCAGCGCACACCUGCAGGAGUCCGAGGAGGAGCAGGAGGAACUGCUGCGCAGGGAGCAGCCAGAGCGCAUGCAGGAGGACAGGCUGCCCCCCGGAGGAGUCAUCCGGAAGCACACGCUUAGCAGCGGUGGCAGCAGCAGCGGCUCCAGUGUAGAGCUCCCUGACGCGCACUACGGGGUCAUCAAGGUGAAGGAGGAGCCCCCAGAUAGCGAGGACGAGGUUUUGGAGGCGGAGCGGAGCACCUAUCUUCACCAGGUCAAAGGGAGGCUGGUGAUAAGAGCCAUGAUCUGA
Messenger RNA from Nerophis lumbriciformis (worm pipefish), 1851 nucleotides. NCBI's taxonomy places the organism in Eukaryota, Metazoa, Chordata, Actinopteri, Syngnathiformes, Syngnathidae. The record is from RefSeq and is a predicted model, not a curated record.